Condylostylus longicornis is the source of this 2036-nucleotide messenger RNA. Its product is annotated as collagen alpha-1(IV) chain. NCBI's taxonomy places the organism in Eukaryota, Metazoa, Arthropoda, Insecta, Diptera, Dolichopodidae. Gene Ontology annotation, molecular function: chitin binding. The transcript has 5 exons. The record is from RefSeq and is a predicted model, not a curated record. Gene Ontology annotation, cellular component: extracellular region. The coding region runs from base 186 to 1532 and encodes 448 amino acids.
GAUAAUUUCAAUUUGAGAACCAUUUUUGGGAAUUUAAAAAAAAUAAUUUUUCAGUAAAUCCUUUUAAUUCUAUAAAAAUAAAUUUAAUAAAUAAAUAAAUUUAAAUUGAUAUUUUUCAAAACGCAAUAAUAAAUUUUUUAAAAUUAUCUUAAUAACUGGAAAUUGAAAUUUAAAACGAAAUCAUUAUGAAUUUGAAUAUGAAAUAUUCAUUUUUUACUGUUAUUCUUCUUGCAUUAAGCCAUUUGUGCCAGGGCCAAAGUAAUGGUUAUAAUUACGAUCGUCCACAAGGUUUACCGGUUGGAGGAACUCCCACUCGACCUGGAUUUCCUGGUUCUGUAGGUAGCAGUUUUCCGGGUACAGCUACAACACCAGCUUUUGGGGGUUAUCCAUCAGGACCAUCUCCAGCUCCAGGAAGACCAGGAUUUGGUGGCCCUGGAUCAACAGGUACUCCCGGUUUUCCAAGUAGACCAGGAAUCAGCGCAGAUACACCAGUUGGUCCAGCAUUUACUGGACCAUCAACCGGUUUUCCAACAGGGUCAGGUAGUUCAUUACCAGGUGGUUCAAGACCAGGUACAGGUAUUCGUCCAACUCCAGCAUUUCCUGGUGUUAUUGGACGUCCGGGAACAGCUCCUGGAACAUCUUUUGGAGGUGGAACUGGAUUGGGUAACGAUGAUGGAUCGUAUCCUGAUGGUGAUUAUUCAGCUAUCCCUGGCACUCCUGGUAUUGAUUAUCCAAUUUUCUCUGAUAUUCCUCAAACUUCGUUCGAUUGUAACCAACAACAAUAUCCUGGUUAUUAUGCCGAUGUUGAAACACAAUGCCAAGUCUUUCAUAUUUGUGCUUUAAAUAAAACUUUUGAUUUCUUAUGCCCAAAUGGAACAAUUUUCUCUCAAGAAACACUUGUAUGUGUAUGGUGGAAUCAAUUCGAUUGCGGAUCAGCUCCAGCAUUAUAUCCUAAUAACGCCUUCAUUUAUGAUUAUACACAAACUGGACGGCCACCACAGCAAGGUGGACCACAAGGCGGAGGUUUCGUAGGUCAACCAGGUUCAACAGGAGGAGCUGGAGGAAUUGGUGGUGUCACGCAAAGACCAGGAGCCGGCACUGGUUUCCCUGGAUCACGGCCUGGAGUUAGACCACCAACUGGACCAGGAGCAGGAUACCCAGCUGCCCCAACUGGACCAGCUGGAUUCCCAGGAACAGGUAUUGGUACUACAGGUGGAUUUCCGGGUGCCGGUACUGGAGCACCAGCAGGAUUUCCAGGAGCAGGACCUGGCUCCGCAGGUGGUUUCCCGACAGGUCCAGGUACAUCCCCAACACCAGGAGGAUUUCCCGGAUCAACUGCUAGUGGAUUUCCAACUGGACCAUCAACAGCCGGUGGUGGUGGCGUUACACCAGCAACUGGAUUUGGAACAACUGUUAGACCAGGAGCCGGAGGAUUUCCAGCAAUUCAAGGAGACACAGGUUUCAUCGGUGGCGGUCCAGCAGUUACUCCACAAGCUCCUAACAGAGAAUAUUUGCCACCCAGAAGAACUUGAAAGCGUACAGGAAAUGAUUAGAAGUCUUAAAUUAGAUAAUGAAGAAAAUUAAUCUUUUUUCCUAUAUACAUAAAACAACGUACAUCCUUUUAACACAACUACACAUACAAACACAAAUGUAAAAUACAGAUUUUAAACCUCUUCACAGAUUUUAAACAUGUUUCCUUUAAAUUGUCGUUAAAUUUCAUUAUAGUUUUUAAGAUUAACGUUAACAUUCCAACUGUACAGUAGAAGAAUAACAAUUUAAUUUGUUUAUUUAUGAAAUAAGUGAGCUGACUGCAAGUCAGUUUAUACUUUUAAAAAUAUUUUCUGUCGCUUUUACAAUCACAGCUUCUAAUUAAAAUAUUAUUUUAAGUUUUUUUUUUUUUGUAAUAAUUUUCUUUGUAAUUUUAUAUUUUAUUUAAAAUAUUUAUAGAAUUAAAUAAAUAUUUUUAUGGCCAUGUAAAAAUUCGAUUAAUAUUUUUAAGAAUUAUUUAAUUACUUUUUAUAUAUUAUAUAAAUUAA